GUGCAAUAAUAUCGCGAUUUCGUGACUCUCGCCGAGUGACGAUACAACAACCUACGUUGUACAGAGUGAUUUUCUAACAGCGGACAUCGCACAUUCACACCUCGACAUCCAACCACCCACGACUCUCUGGAAUUACAUUAAACCGAAACAGAGGAAUCCUGUGACAUUCCUUAAAUUCGUGCGAUCCGCCCGCUUCCGGUAGUCAGAAGCCUGGGAUCCUGUAUAAUGGAAAUGUGUCGGUGAGGUUGACAGAGGAGUGCGCAGAUCGUAGGUCUACGAAUUAAAUGACGGGAGGCACUAACCGUCGUCGAGACGCGGCUCUGUGCAAGGCGCUAUAUAAAUAUAAUAGUUGGCACGAGAGUGGAGUCCAGUCAGCCCGCGACCACCGCACCUGCCGCACCUCGUAACGAGGCCGAUCUCGUCCAAUUCCGAGCCGAAAGGAGUUCCCCCGACGAUACGAAGAUAUCGGGAUCGCACGAUCGAUCCGAUUUUGCCAGGCUGAUUACGUGAAGCCGCCGGUUGACGAUCUUACGCACGUGCUAAUCGAUCCACGGAUCAAUGAUAACGAGGAUAUUGUUGUAAUAUUAUUGCUACGGAAACAGUGAAAGACGAAGAGAGUCGACACGGAUUUCAAAAAUGACGUCUCACGACAAUCUCGGAUUUACUUCGAGCACGAAUGCCGUAUACACUCGGAAAGAUUCGCCGCCGGAUAUGAAGGUGAAGAUUACGCAUUCCAAAGGAAAAGAAACCCCGACGAGUAAUGGCCGGAACGAAAUCAGCAGCGGGAUAUACGUCGUCGAACUUCAAGACAAGAAGAAGAAACACGCGUCGGUGGGAUCAGAAACCGAAGAAUAUGAUCCCUAUUGUCACAGGGAAGUUGAGCACCCAACUACUAACAGCGAGACGCUUCUUCAUCUUCUGAAAGGCAGUCUUGGUACAGGAAUCCUGGCGAUGCCGAUGGCCUUCAAAAAUGCAGGUUACGCUGUAGGACUUGUCGGAACAUUGGCCAUCGGUCUUCUUUGCACCUACUGCAUUCAUCUCCUGGUGAAAUCGGAGUACGAACUUUGUAGACGCAAGAAAGUUCCUUCUCUGACUUAUCCGACCACCGCCGAAAACGCCUUUCGCGAGGGACCCUCUUGCUUCAGGUGCUUCUCCAGGAGUUCCGUGCACGUAAUCAACGUAUUUUUGUUGAUAUAUCAGCUGGGAUGCUGCUGCGUCUACGUGGUUUUCAUCGCUGAGAAUAUUAAAUCUGCUUUGGAGGGUCACGUUAUGGAAAUCGACACGAGGUGGUACAUGCUGAUGCUGCUGCUGCCGCUGAUCCUGAUAAACUGGGUUAGAAAUCUGAAGUACCUGGUGCCAUUCUCGACCGUUGCAAACGGCAUAACCUUCGCCAGCUUCGGUAUAAUCCUCUACUACCUGUUCAGGGAACCUUUGGAUUUUGAGGGUCGAGCACCGGUUGGAGACGUUCAAAACUUUCCCCUAUUUUUCGGCACGGUUUUAUUCGCCCUCGAAGCGAUCGGUGUGAUUCUUCCCCUGGAGAACGAAAUGAAGACGCCAAAAUCGUUCGGGAGUCCCUGCGGUGUUUUAAAUGUGGGAAUGAUCACCGUGAUAUUCCUCUAUCUGGGGAUGGGAUUCUUCGGUUACAUCCGAUACGCAGACCUCAUCAAGGGCAGCAUCACCCUCAAUCUUCCCGACGAAACACCCGCCAAAGUUGCCCAGGUACUUUUGGCCCUUGCCAUAUACGUGACGCACGCUCUUCAGUGUUACGUUGCCGUCGACAUCACGUGGAGCGAUUACCUGGGUCCCGUUCUUGAAAAGAAUUCCCACAGGCUAUUUUGGGAAUACGUUAUGAGGACAUGCCUCGUCGUUGUCACCUUUCUCUUCGCGGUUGCAAUUCCGAAACUGGAGUAUUUCAUAUCGCUGAUCGGUGCCCUCUCCUUAUCGGGACUUGGCCUCGCAUUUCCGGCGAUAAUCUACACCUGCACAUUCUGGAACGUAACGAAUCGCACCGAGAAGAUCAUAAUGAUAGCGAAAAAUUCGGCAGUCGUCGCAUUUGGUUUUCUCGGCCUGAUCGCCGGGACUUACACGAGUCUUUUGCAGAUUAUAAAUUACUUCAAGUCCAUGGAUGUGUCGCCUUGAGGUAUAGUUACGGUGGGAAGAGAAAAUUCUCUGUUAGGAAUAUUUGUGAGAACGAGCUUUCGUCGAGCGUCGUCGAUAUUUUUUCGGAGAUAUUCGAAAGCUCGUCCGAAUCGUGAAGUUGUCACUUUUUCAUUUAGAGAGAGAGAGAGAGAGAGAGAGAGAGAGAAAGAGAGAAUGAGAACUGAGAAAAUUGAGCCUCGUGAAUUUCAUUAUCUAUCUUGACUCAACAAUCGGAUAGAAAUGUUUUAUACUAUCGUAAAUAUGAAGAGCUUUGGUUUGAAAUUUUUUACAGAAUUUAUUUAAAUCAAAGUGCGCGAAAAUUUUUCAACUUUCGUCUCGUUUACGUCGUCUGCGGUUGUAAAAAAUCGAAAAAAUCUUACUGUAUCAUGUAAAUAGAUAGUAUGGGUUGAAAUUUUACACAGUAUCGGGGAUAUUUCGAAAUAUUUCAUAAAACGUACGGAAAUUUGAAUGUUUUAAAAAUUGAGUUUGGUGUUUUGCCUGAAAACUGUAUAGUAUUUAACAGAAAUGUCUCUUCCAUUAACGGGCGAUCUAUUCGUUACUCGAAAUCCGUGAGUAAAAAAAAUUAAAAAAGGUUAUCGUUGUUAGAUCAAAAAAAAAAAAAAAAAAAAAAUAAUAAAUUUAACUCCUGCCAAAAUAAACAUCGAAUUUUUGUCUCGUUUUGAAUUUAUGAAACGUCUUCGUUCUUUGAAUUCGAGCGACGCAAAGUGAUAAACGAGAAUAAAAAAAAAAAAAAACAAAUACAUAAUAUAAUAUAUACACACACAUACAUAUGUUUAAAUAUAUUAAAUUAUAUAAUAACAAUGAUAAUAAGAACAACGAAUGAAACAACAUCGUCAUGAACUUGUAAUCGUUGAUGCAUAACGCCGAUUAGUAUACGGUUAAAGAAAGUGGCGGUAUUAUACGCAUGUAGAAAAGUAUUAAUAUCAAUAAUCAAUCACGCAAGUUCCUAAUUCAAAGUUAUCGCUAGCGAUGAUGAAUUCAUACCAUUGAGAUAUACGUUGCGUAUAAAUGGUGUCGAUAUACAACCAGCGACAUUUUGCAAAUCACACAUUCUGUGCAGAAUUUAGCGCUAAAAAUUCCGUGAAACUAUAAUAUUAUUAUUACUAUUAUUGUACUACAUUGAAUAUGCACUGAAGAAAAAAAAUAAUCGAACAAAAGAUAAUAUUUAUUUCAAUAAUACGUAGCAGACGAUACAACGAUUCAAAAAAAUAAAAAGUUUUAAAAAAAUUUUAUACCAAACGAACUUUUCUUGCCGGAAGUACAUAACCAUUGAAAACAAUCAAAUACCUGCCAAGUUGUAUUUGAAUAAAUAUUUUCUUGGUAUUCGACAAUUUUUUUUCUCAUUUUUUCUCUUCUUUUAAUGUGCGCAAAAAUUUUCCUCCCACAGCGAAAGCGAUAACGUAUGAAUAUAUAUAUAUAGUAAAGGUUGUGAUUAUUUACAUUAACGUGUCCGAUUUAGCAUAUAUAAAUGCGAUAUUACAUACGCACACUUUGUUGCAUGCAUAUAACAUGUUCACACCUAAAAACACACAUACAUAUACGAUACGCAUCAUUUACGAUAUAUAUCAAGGUAAAAGAUAUUUAUUUUCGAUACAAUAUUAACAGAGUUACGAAUCCUACGAGGAAAAAAAAAAAAAAAAAAAGAAACGACGCAUCGGAAGACAUUAAAACUAAUCAUUAACACUAAAACAAAUCAGACGAUUAGUUCCUGUUUAGAAAUUUUUUUUUUUCUUCCAUUCUUAUCCCAAGUGGUGAAAGUAAAGUAAAUUGAUAGACGGCCAACGGAGAAAAAAAAACGUACACAUACCUGAUAAUAUCCAAUAGCAUUAUCAUUACUCAUGAAAAUAUGCAGAGCUUAAAAAUUAAUCGCAGUACGCAAUUCGUUUAUUUUAUUUUAUUUAUUUUUUUUUGUUUUUGUCAAAAUUACAGCGAGAAUAUUUGAAACAAAAUUGAAGCAAUUUUGAUACAUCGAGGCGAAAAGUAUAACGAUUGGAUUUUUUUUUUUACCUGGAAAUAUAUGUAAAAUUUGCGUCUACGCUAUCGGCGGUAUUUCGGCAUGAAAUUCUUGACGGUUUCGCAAGCUCACCGUCAGGUGUCAAUAGAAUCGUUGAGGCGGGCAUAUGGAUCGGGGUAAAACGGAGUUAGACGCUAUUCUAGGUAUUCUGGUGACAGUGCGACACGCGGUGCACCGAAAAUCCCGUAUCACCUGUCUAACAAAUUGAUUUCGCGUUAUGCGGGGGUGACAUUUCGUAAAUUUAAUACACAGCUCAAGUUUCCCGGGGUGAGUGAAGCUUUUCUUUAUUUAAAUUUACAUUUUAGUCUCGUUUCCUUCGCUCGUUUGUUUUCUUUUUUUUUUUUUAAAUUUGAUUUUUUAUUUUUUAUUUAUUUUUUUUUUUCUUCACUUCAACCGUACCCCGCUUAAUUAAGCUUGAAUUUACUAUACGCUUGUAGAGAUUUUGUUAACAGAUACGCGGGUUUGUUCGAUAAAAUUAACGAGAGUUUUCCUAAAAAUAGAGAGGGUGAAGAAAUAUGAAAGAACGAAUUUUUCGCCAUAUGAUAAUAAAUCGAUAAAUAAAUAAUUAAAGCGCGAAAAUAUUGUCUGUGUCGAAUUCGCGGGUCGAAUAGUUAUGCGAUGGUGCUUUACAGUCAUUUUAGUAAUAAAUAUAUAUACACACAUGUUUCAUCUAACAAAUAAAUAUAUGUAUAUAUACAUACACCUAUGCUUAGAACCAUACAUAUAUAUAUAUAUGUGUACAGUUUCGAUUUGAAUUUUCACCAGCACGGAAUUCCGCGGUGGAUAUUUUACAAAGAAUGUUGAUUUUUUUUUUUUUUUUUUUUCCCUCUCUCUCGCACGUGGCGAGCGAAUGAAAAACAAUGAAAAUUUUCGAAAUAUUUCGACGAAUAUUAAUAUCGAUAUUGUGCAUUCGGAAAAUUUGACAGUCUGAGAAAGAAAUUGAAAUUGGUUAAAAAUUAUUUUUAUAAUAAUGACGCGACGUUUGAAGCUCCAAAAAUGAACCUAGUCCCUUACCAAGCCGCAAAGACUUGUCUAGAAAACAAAAACAUUAAAAAAAAAAAAAUAAGAAGAAGAAACUGUUUUUACGCAUUGAUUGUCUUAGCGCAAAUAAUUCCCGGUGCAAGUAGUUUAUGUA
Neodiprion fabricii is the source of this 5309-nucleotide messenger RNA. Its product is annotated as proton-coupled amino acid transporter-like protein CG1139. Gene Ontology annotation, biological process: amino acid transmembrane transport. The transcript has 9 exons. Gene Ontology annotation, cellular component: vacuolar membrane. The coding region runs from base 637 to 2139 and encodes 500 amino acids. The record is from RefSeq and is a predicted model, not a curated record. Lineage: Eukaryota; Metazoa; Arthropoda; Insecta; Hymenoptera; Diprionidae. Gene Ontology annotation, molecular function: amino acid transmembrane transporter activity.